CAAGAAGGGGGCUAGGCUGGCGAACUACAUCUGAUGUUGCACAGCAGUCUAUACCUUGUACGACCAGUCCUGUCGGGCACAGUCGGUAUCAUGACCGCGUGAAGGGUUACAUUUCCCUCUGAAGUUGCCUUCUAUCGGCCAAGUAGCGCACCGGCACUUAAAUAGUUGUAGUUCCCAGCACUGAGUGCCAGCACCGAGCGUUUGCAAACCCGUCGUCUCCCGUCCAGUUGGCUUGCUAUCCAUCCAUACCGUUCACUGCUUCUCUGUAAUGGCUAUCCGUUCAACCAGCUGGUCUAAACAUGUGCAUCGACACGUCGUUGAGCACCCAGCCGGCAACAAUUGCAAUGCUUAUCCGUAUAACGCAUGUAUUGGUGGGCAAGAUUGCGAGGCCACCACCGAUGACAGCGAUACGGACUCUUCGACAUUCGGCUCCCAUAUUCGCCGAGGCAUUGGAGCUUGUUGCCAUUCCACUUCAAGGGCUCGACAUGGCUGCCCGCACAUUCUAAAUUACGCCCAUCCUCUAGCCGAGGGAAUGCACGAUCACCACUACCACCAACAAACCUCCAGCACAAGCCAUUGCAACCGCACAGCUCAAUCCCACUCCUUUGAGAGCUAUCCACCCCAUCUUGCCUGUCACAGUCAGGCCCACGUUCAGCAGCACAGGCACCAUCAUCACCAUCACCAUCAGCAAUUGACUCACUCUACGCAUCAUGAUGGAGCAAGGGAGAUUAGUCAAUCCUGCACCUGCAGCCAUACAUAUGGAACUGAGACUCAUGCUCACGGUGGUGGAUACCGGGGUUGUCGUGGUUUGACACGGGGGUGUCUGUGUCGGCGGCCGUAUGGGCCUCCGUUGCCGGGUGGGUUGCUGUGCGUGGGUAGAGGAAGGGUGGGAUGUGUUUAUAGGAGGUAGACGAGUUCUUAUCUCGAGUCUGGGUUUUCUGGUUUUGGUCUUUUGAAAUAUCUAUUUGAAUUUGUGCGUUAUUUGACAUUUAUUCGUUCAACGGGGUAUAAAAGCG
Aspergillus novofumigatus IBT 16806 is the source of this 1016-nucleotide messenger RNA. RefSeq lists its product as uncharacterized. The record is from RefSeq and is a predicted model, not a curated record. Bases 269 to 910 code for a protein of 213 amino acids. The transcript has 2 exons. Lineage: Eukaryota; Fungi; Ascomycota; Eurotiomycetes; Eurotiales; Aspergillaceae.